GACAGCGUUGUCAAAUUUCCAGAUUACUUUAAUUAACUGAUCAGGUGAAUCACAACAGAUAGUAACUAUUAAAAUAUAAUUCUAUCAAAUAUUAGUGAUAAUAAUAAUUAUUUAACAGAGAAAGUACUUUCGGCCCAAUUGUAUAUUUGGGUCAUGAGUAUCUAUUACAAUCCAAUAUUUUAAUUUAGUUAAUCAAAAUGAGUCCAUGGUCUUCACGCAGAUAUUUUCGCGUGACACCUCUACGAGCGCUAUGUGCUUUUCUAUUCAUCAGUGCUCUUUUCUGGUAUAAUCUUGGGAGAGAAAACUUACCACCGCCACCGUGUAGUGUACCAGAGGAAUUUACCGAGAGAUUACAUGAAUUGGUUUACAGAGUGCAUUUGGUGUUGACUAAAUUGGGUAUUGUUAAUUUUCUUUGUUUUGGAGCCCUAUGGGGCCAAGUUAGAAUUGGUCGAGCUCUUCCUUGGGCUCGUAAAAUAGAAAUUUGCAUUGUGGACACAAUGAGAGAUGAUGUAUUAAUCACAAAAGCCUUCCGUGAUGCUGGAUUAAGUGCCACUUAUAUGUAUACGUCUGGUAUUUAUCGUGUUCAGGAGCAUGAGAUAGGAGAGGCAUCAGCCAGAGUUGAAAUAAUUGUUUUUGAACAAGAUACUGUGACUCAGAUGAUGAGAAGAGUUGGUUGGACAAGAAGAGUAUUACCGCCAGACUGUGAAUUAUCACCAAGUCUUCAGUGCUUCCCACCACAGUUGGUAAUCCCGCCAUUGCCGGCCAAGCAAUUUGGCGGGAGACUUAUUCCCGUUCCGAGAGAGGGUAUUGAAUUGCAAAAAUAUCACUAUCCUAAUAAUUGGUGGCUCGAAAUAAAACCAACUGAUUGCGUUGAACUCAAUCAACAAGCAACAUAAUAAUAAUAAUUAUUAUUAUUAUUAAUUUUUAUUUAUUACAAUGAAAGUACAUAAAGUAUGGACGUAAAUGACUUAUAUACAAUUGGAAUAUAAUAAUUUUUUUAAAUUUAUAUAAAUAUCGUACUGCUUCCGUUGAUAUAUAUUUAUUAUUACUAUUAUUAGCAAUAAUAAUAAUAGAACAGACUUUUUUUUAUUAAAAUUGCUUUUUGAUAAAAAAAAUGAAUAUAUGUAUUAAAAUCUAGUCAUUCCGCAAUAAUUAAAUGAGAGUUAUUCUUACACUCUCUUAUUUAGUAAUUAAUUUAUUGUUUUAGUAGAAAUAAUAAUUUAAAUAAAU
Microplitis demolitor is the source of this 1230-nucleotide messenger RNA. RefSeq lists its product as uncharacterized. Bases 198 to 896 code for a protein of 232 amino acids. The transcript has 4 exons. NCBI's taxonomy places the organism in Eukaryota, Metazoa, Arthropoda, Insecta, Hymenoptera, Braconidae. The record is from RefSeq and is a predicted model, not a curated record.